AUGAAGUUCUCUACUCUUGCUUCUGUCGGCCUUACUGGUCUCUCUACCGUCCUCGCUGCUCCUAGCAGCGUUGACUCCCGAAACGCCAACGGCGCGGUCUUCGCCUUGACCAACGCGGUCAACAACGCAAUCAUUGCUUUCUCCCGUAACGCCGAUGGCACAUUGACCAAGACUGGAGAAUACCCCACUGGUGGCCACGGCCAGGGCGUCGACUUCGAUUCUCAGGGAGGUCUUCAGCUCAGUGCUGACAACAAGUUCCUCUAUGCUGUGAACCCGGCCAGCGACGAGGUUACCGUCUACUCCGUUAGCGGCUCCAGCCUUAAGAAGAUUCAGUGCAUCUAUGCUGGUGAUCAGCCUCUGGCUAUUUCCUUGAGCAGCAACGGAUUUGCCUAUGUCAUGGACGGCUCCGUUGCCACAACAGGCAUCUUUGGUUUCAAGAGGAACGAGAUGACUGGCAUGCUUACACCCAUUACAAACUCCACCAUUGCUACCAGCACUCCCAUUGGUGUUCCCGGCACCGUUGCCUUUUCCCCUGAUGCCCGCACCAUCAUCGUCACAAACAAGGUCGGCAGCACCAUCGACCAAUACUCAGUGGCAGCCAACGGCGAGGCCGUCCUGGAAACCACUUACGCAUCCAGCGGCCUCCGUCCCUUUGGAGCCGUCUGGGGCAAGUCUAACACACUCUAUGUUGUCGAGUCUGGCCUGCCCGCCUUCGGCAACGCUGGUCUGUCAACAUACCGUCUUGACAAGGUCGACGAGAACCCCCUCUUGAAGCCCAUCACCAAGUCUGAGAAGAACCAGCAGACUGAUGGCUGCUGGGUCGUUGUGACUCCUGACGAGAAGUACGCCUACACGGCCAGCUUCAUCACCAACGCCAUCUCCAGCUACAAGGUUGCCGCGAACGGCACUGCAACUCUCAUCCAGGAGGUUGCUGCUAGCCCCGGUGAGGGCACCGAGCCCGUCGAUCUUGCUCUUAGCGCCGAUGGUCAAUAUCUGUACAACCUCCAGCGUGGUGGCGGUGCUAUUUCUGGCUGGAAGAUCCAGGCCGACGGUUCUCUCAAGACUCUUAGCAACUCUUUCGGCGCAGGACAAGGUAUCCCCGUUGCUGACGGUGCUUCUGGUCUGGCUGCAUACUAA
This is a messenger RNA of Trichoderma asperellum CBS 433.97, 1137 nucleotides long. RefSeq lists its product as uncharacterized. Lineage: Eukaryota; Fungi; Ascomycota; Sordariomycetes; Hypocreales; Hypocreaceae. Gene Ontology annotation, molecular function: protein binding; 6-phosphogluconolactonase activity. The record is from RefSeq and is a predicted model, not a curated record.